UUUUGGUAGAGAAGCAUGUUCUGAAUUCCAAAUACAUUUCAUAAAAACACAUUUCAGCGCAUCAAACUUUUAUGUUCUUUUCUAUUCAAUUCUAGCUAAUUGCACCACACCUUAAAAAUGAUUGAAAUGUUCACUUCAACAAUCUUACUAAAUCACUGUUGGCUUUCUUUGAGCACCUGAACUUUAUUGGAUGGCUGACUUCUUAAAAAAGGAAAGAUUAUUGGGAAUAUAUAUCUGCAACAAGAGCAUGUUGUACAAUUCAAUAUGUCUAACAGAGAUGGAGAAAAAUCCAAAGUAUAUGGAUUCUAAUGGCUUCUGACAGGAUAGUGAGGAGUGAUGGGUGAUGAUGAUGAAACCACAGCUCUUGUCUGUGAUAAUGGUUCUGGGCUUUGUAAGGCUGGAUUUGCAGGAGAUGAUGCUCCCCGGGCUGUCUUUCCAUCUAUUGUUGGGCGACCUCGGCACCAGGGAGUUAUGGUAGGGAUGGGCCAGAAAGACAGCUAUGUUGGGGAUGAAGCACAAAGUAAACGAGGAAUUCUGACCCUGAAAUAUCCCAUUGAGCACGGUAUUAUCACAAACUGGGAUGACAUGGAAAAGAUUUGGCAUCAUUCUUUCUACAAUGAACUUCGUGUUGCCCCUGAAGAGCAUCCUGUGCUGCUCACAGAAGCUCCUUUAAAUCCCAAGGCUAAUCGAGAGAAAAUGACUCAGAUAAUGUUUGAAACAUUCAAUGUACCAGCAAUGUAUGUGGCCAUUCAAGCCGUUCUCUCCUUGUAUGCAUCUGGACGAACUACUGGAAUUGUUCUGGACUCUGGUGAUGGCGUGACACAUAAUGUACCUAUCUAUGAAGGUUAUGCCCUGCCACAUGCUAUCAUGAGACUAGAUCUGGCUGGAAGAGAUCUCACUGAUUAUCUCAUGAAAAUUCUUACAGAGAGAGGAUAUUCUUUUGUUACUACAGCGGAGCGUGAGAUUGUGCGAGAUAUUAAGGAAAAGUUAUGCUAUGUGGCUCUGGAUUUUGAGAAUGAAAUGGCUACUGCUGCUUCUUCAUCUUCUUUGGAGAAGAGCUAUGAACUUCCUGAUGGCCAAGUUAUCACAAUUGGCAAUGAAAGGUUUCGAUGCCCUGAAACUCUCUUCCAGCCAUCCUUCAUAGGAAUGGAAUCUGCUGGGAUCCAUGAAACUACUUAUAACAGCAUAAUGAAAUGUGAUAUUGAUAUCCGUAAAGAUCUUUAUGCUAAUAAUGUGCUUUCUGGAGGAACUACCAUGUACCCUGGUAUUGGUGAUCGUAUGCAGAAAGAAAUCACAGCACUGGCUCCAAGUACUAUGAAAAUUAAAAUAAUUGCACCUCCAGAACGUAAAUACUCUGUUUGGAUUGGAGGUUCUAUAUUAGCUUCUCUGUCAACUUUCCAGCAAAUGUGGAUCAGCAAAGAUGAAUAUGAAGAAGCUGGUCCUUCCAUUGUCCAUCGCAAAUGCUUUUGAGUAUGAGUAUCCAUCGCAAAUGCGUUUGAGUAAUUUACUAUCAGGGUUCCCUUGUGAUUUCUCACUAUUUUCUUAGGGAGAGAGGGUGUAUUUUAGGUUUUUUCUCCCACACUUCUAAAAAUAUAAUAAAUGGUUUUGCCAAUUAA
Pantherophis guttatus is the source of this 1616-nucleotide messenger RNA. Its product is annotated as actin, alpha skeletal muscle B. Lineage: Eukaryota; Metazoa; Chordata; Lepidosauria; Squamata; Colubridae. The record is from RefSeq and is a predicted model, not a curated record.